GAGUGUUUAACAAGAACAAGUGUUAUAGAGGUGUAAUAUUUAACGUGACACACAAAACACCAGAUGACACAAGAUGUUGGAAGGACAUACGGUAUCAAGGUCUUAACGAAUCAAAACCUUUACCGGACAACGUAAUGCGUGAAUACCUUAGAGGAAGAGGAUGUGGGCUUGAAUAUGGACAGGCAGUUGAUAUAAAUUCAGCAGUAUCACAUUUUGUGUUGGGUCUAGUCCCUUAUAAUAAUUACACUAUUGAUGUCACAUCUGUCAACAGCAAGGGGCUGGGUACUAGCCAAAGCAAAAGCAUCGAAACUCACCAGGACA
Messenger RNA from Owenia fusiformis, 321 nucleotides. NCBI's taxonomy places the organism in Eukaryota, Metazoa, Annelida, Polychaeta, Sabellida, Oweniidae. The record is from the annotation of a GenBank genome assembly.